AUGGCAGAAUCUAAAAAAAGAGAUAAAAUCAUUCCAGAAGUCAAAUAUGACCCUAAUAUAAUUGUGGUUUCGGACAGCGAGGAUGGAGAUGAUAACAAACAGACAUUAGCGGGACUGAGUGUACGGCCCCUUUCCACCUCGCCGACAUUAACCAUAAUAUCUAAAACGGCUGGAUAUCUACAAAACCAAGACAUUCCUGAAAUAGUGACUCCGCCUGGAGACGAAGAUUUGUUGCAGCAAUUGUUCCCAGGGGUAGCGGAACCGACGAGGCAUUGGAAGUGGCUCUCGGAAUCGCCGCGGUCGCCUUCAAAUUCGCCCACUCAAUCGUUAGCAAAGUCGCCUAUACAAUCGUGGUUGAAAUCCGUUUCCAAGCCCUCUUCAAAAAAGGCAUCAACGAUGUCGACUUCUGAUCAGGAAGACUCGUCUUCAAAAGAAAGCUCGCGUUCUACGAGUAACUCUAGUUCGCGUUCCAACUCCCCAACACAGCAGUCACCCCCACCUUCACAUCAAUCGCGAGCGGUGCUCAAGCCAUCGAAUAUGUCAGCUCAUAAGCAGGAGCUCUACUUGCCUCCUAAAGCAAUUUCACGUUCCAGUUCGUCCUCAAGUUCUUCAAGUUCCGUAAGGUCCUCAAGUUCCUCAACACAAACGCAGUCGCCGCCGCGAUCGCGGCGAGCCCAAGAAGUGGUAUCGUCAACAAAUAUGUCAUCCCCUAAUCAGCGGGGCAACUUACCUUCAAAGGCGAAGUCGCUUUCACAGGCCAACUCAUCUCUACGCUCCCCAACGCCAACGCAAUCGCCGUCGGUGUCACGAAAUGCGCGGACCAACUCUAUGUCACCGUCGCCAAAGUCUUCGACACAGAUGCCUUCAACCAAGUAUACAAAAUCUUCGUUUUCGAACUCGAAACCGCAAUCAAAAAUGCAUACAACGCUUUGUUAUAAAUUUACGUUGCCGACGAAAACCUCAAAUAACAAUAAUAAGACCCACUCCAAAAGGGUUAUACGUUCCCCGCAGUUGCCAGCAUCUCCACAGUCCCUUUCUCGCUCAUGUGCGCAUUCUACUUCUACGGAAGUACUGUCCCGGCAGUCACCAGCAUCUCCACAGUCCCCUACUCGCUUAUGUGCGCAUAAAAAGACCUCAAAUAAAAAGACCCACUCAAAAAGGGAAACUGUUACGUCAGAAGUACUGUCUCCGCAGUCGCCAGCAUCUCAACAGUCCCCUUCUCGCUCAUAUGCGCAUUCUACUUCUACGGAAGUACUGUCCCGGCAGUCACCAGCAUCUCCACAGUCCUCUACUCGCUUACGUGCGCAUUCUAGGUCCUCAAAUAAAAAGACCCACUCAAGAAGGGAAACUGUUACGUCAGAAGUACUGUCUCCGCAGUCACCAGCAUCUCAACAGUCCCCUUCUCGCUCAUAUGCGCAUUCUACUUCUACGGAAGUACUGUCCCGGCAGUCACCAGCAUCUCCACAGUCCUCUACUCGCUUACGUGCGCAUUCUAGGUCCUCAAAUAAAAAGACCCACUCAAGAAGGGAAACUGUUACGUCAGAAGUACUGUCCCCGCAGUCGUCAGCAUCUCCACAGUCCCCUUCUCGCUUAUUUGCGCAUUCUACUUCUAUGGAAGUACUGUCCCGGCAGUCACCAGCAUCUCCACAGUCCCCUACUCGCUUAUGUGCGCAUUCUAGGUCCUCAAAUAAAAAGACCCACUUAAAAAGGGAAACUGUUACGUCAGAAGUACUGUCUCCGCAGUCGCCAGCAUCUCAACAGUCCCCUUCUCGCUCAUGUGCGCAUUCUACUUCUACGGAAGUACUGUCCCGGCAGUCACCAGCAUCUCCACAGUCCUCUACUCGCUUAUGUGAGCAUUCUAGGUCCUCAAAUAAAAAGACUCACUCAAGAAGGGAAACUGUUACGUCAGAAGUACUGUUUCCGCAGUCGCCAGCAUCUCCACAGUCCCCUUCUCGCUUAUGUGCGCAUUCUAAGUGCUCAUAUAAACCGGCACCGGCUGAGCAGACGCCGGCGUCUCCAGAGCCCCCAUCACGGGCUCAAUAUCCUGAUUCACGCUCAAACGGGCAAGAGGGAUCCACUGACACUACUUCUUCUUCUAAUGAUCAUAGUGACUCCCGCUCAAAGAGGCAUAAGGCAUCCAAGCCACCUGGAUCUCCAACUCAAACGCGCUCUCUAUCGAGAUCGCGCUCGAAGGCGAAGAUAAAAGUGGAGCCGAAGAUGGAAUCCUCGGCAUCGUCGAGGGCAGGCAAGACACAGUCGUCUUCGAAACGUUUCACAAUCAACAAAGCAGGAAAGGGAAACGCCGUCAUCUACAAGUUCACAAUGGCCAACAAUGAAUACAGAGAUGUCUUUACGAGGAGCCCCCCCUAG
Molecule: messenger RNA, 2370 nt
Organism: Ostrinia nubilalis (European corn borer)
Lineage: Eukaryota; Metazoa; Arthropoda; Insecta; Lepidoptera; Crambidae
Product: mucin-2-like
Exons: 3
Coding region: 1-2370 (789 amino acids)
Source: RefSeq, a predicted model, not a curated record